Archocentrus centrarchus (flier cichlid) is the source of this 3114-nucleotide messenger RNA. RefSeq names its product family with sequence similarity 189 member A1 (gene entrep2). The coding region runs from base 83 to 2530 and encodes 815 amino acids. The record is from RefSeq and is a predicted model, not a curated record. The transcript is spliced from 12 exons. Lineage: Eukaryota; Metazoa; Chordata; Actinopteri; Cichliformes; Cichlidae. Gene Ontology annotation, cellular component: membrane.
CUUCUGCUGCGAUUGGAUGUUAUUACCUUUAUUUCACACAGCUGAAUUUGUCUAACCCGGUUGGUCGCAUCGUUUAGUCACAAUGCCGGUGAACGCGCUGCCCCGCGGCGGCAGCAGUGGCUUAGGCGGCCCGGGGUCUCUGAGCCCGGCGUCGCUGUCCCGCAGUCUGUCCCGGCUGAGGGAGUACCGGAACCGGACCAGAAUCAUGCUGGCUCUGGGAGUCUCUCAAAUGGUCCUGGGGAGUCUCAUCCUGGCUGUCAGCUUCGCGGCUCUGGCUCUCACCACAUCACCCAGAGUCCGGCACUCCUGUCCUUUCUGGGCAGGUUUCUCAGUUCUGCUCUCUGGUCUCAUCGGAGUGGUGUCAUGGAAGAGGCCGCUCUCUCUUGUGAUCACAUUCUUCAUGCUGCUGUCUGCAGUUUGCGUGAUGCUCAACCUGGCAGGCUCCAUCCUCUCUUGCCAAAACGCUCAACUUGUCAACUCUCUGGAAGACUGUCAGCUGUGCGGAUGUGUGUUCUCUCCUUCACCCCCCCAGCUCAAGUUUGACAGCGAUGGAGUGUGUGUAUGCUGCGAGCUACAGAAGCAGAGCUCGAGCUGCAACAACCUGGGAGAGACGCUGAAACUGAAUCCACUGAGGGACUGCAAUACGAUACGCAUACGUCUCAAGGAGCUGCUUUUCAGUGUAUGUGCCCUUAACGUCAUCUCCACCAUUGUGUGUGCUCUAGCCACUGCAAUGUGCUGUAUGCAGAUGGUCUCGACUGAUGUGCUGCAGAUGUUUAUGCCACACAGAGCUCGAGCCCUGAACGCUGACUGCAUGACCCCCCAUGGAACAAUCCUCCACCAAACACUGGACUUUGAUGAGUUUAUUCCUCCCAUUCCCCCACCACCAUACUACCCCCCAGAGUACACCUGUACCCCCUCAAUGGACGGACAGAGAGGUUUGCAUCUGGACUUUCCCCAUUCUCCUUUCAGUGCCAUAUAUGGGGUGCCUAUCAACAGCCCAGGUACCCUGUACCCAACUGACCUGCCCCCUCCAUAUGAGUCUGUGGUGGGUCAAACACCAGCCAGCCAGGUUACCAUCAGCAUAGAGCAACAGGCCACUGAGUCCAGUCUAUGUGAGAGAAACACAACUGCAGGACUCAGCACUCAGGCCUCAGUGGACAGUGCCUCACUCAUGGUGUCAGAGGUGGCUGAUCAGGACCAGACUUGCUCCUCAGAGGACUUGUUCUCCCUGGAGGUGCAGGGCUCUGACUCCUCUCCCUAUGGCACGCUCCACACUGCCCCCACUGAUGGAAGCUGCACCAGCCUGGAACUUUGUACACGUGACGCCUCACGUUGCCGUCGUGGCUUGACUAACACUGACGCUCGCCCUAGUGAUACUGGCUACAGCGAGUCGUCACACACCCAGGAGUCACUGGAGCGCUCGCCUGACUGGUCCUCGGAAAACUUUAGCAAUCUGGACCAGGAGGAUUCAGCGGAGAACGCACAUCCAUGUGAGGAACUCAGGGCUUCAAUGCACAUAUGUGACGAGCUGGCCUCAGCCAAACAUUUACCAGAGGAGCCACCUAAACCUUCACCACACACCCUCAUUAAAGCACGAAUGACGAGCCGGAAGCUCACACUCCCUGUCACUAUCCCCCCACCACCUCAGCCUUGCUCCCCCACCUCUGUGGCUUCCUCUGGUGGAACUUCAGCUAUCAGCCCUUUGGCUGCUUCUCCUUCACCAUCACCUCCUGCCCGGCCACGCGGCCCUAGGCUGUGUUUCAGUGUUUGGUCACCUUCCUCUGCAUCACAACCCCCCUCUACCUCAGCCCAAAGUGGACAGUCUCCCUCAGAGAGGCCUCGGGUUCUCCGAGCAGCCAGGAGGUACCGCAAACUGGCACGCAUUGUCCGUUCCACCAGCGACCCUAUCUCGUGCUCCACUACGACAGGACGAGAAAAUUGUGGCUGCACCCCUGGAAGUGACCCUGCUACUGAAGAUUUAGCUCAUGCAUCACCAGAUCAGGAGCCAAGGGACAUUUCAACAGAGGUAGUUGGAGCUAAACCUGCACAUGUGUGUGCCACAAAGCAGCAGAAGGAGAGCAAGAAAAUUGACAUCCACCUAAAACCCAGAUCUCUGCACACACGCUCCUCCCACGAGCGCCCACACUCCCUGGCUGACCUUAAGAUGUACAAAGACACCAAAAUAUUAGUGGCUAAGUUCCUGGAGCACUCGAGCUGCAGUCUACCUCCUGAAGUCCAGCAGGUUGUCAACAACAUCAAGUGUGUCAUUAAAUCGGAUGAGAAACACAUGGAGGAGGCCAUCUUUAGUGCCAAUGUCAUAGAUCAGGUGAUGACCCAGCGCGUCAUAGGCAGUCCCAGGAAGCGUGGCCAUGAGGAUCUUCAUCUCCAGAGCUGUGGUGCUUUGAGUUCAUCCCCAUCCCCUUCCAUGCGCCGUCCAAAGCAUCUCCCACAAACAACCAGCGCCUGCACCAACCCACUGAGCUCCCCCUUAUCUGAACAAAGCCUUGAGUGCAGAGAAACUAUUCUUUGACCACUCUCCCAACAAGGACUCGGGUCUAAACUCUGAGGGCAAUUCCAGGAUGCUGGUGUUGCAGACACACUGUCCUGAGCAUCUGAUGUCUGUGGAGCAUUUAGGAACUCUUCGGGCAUCGUGAGACUCUCUCUUGAACGGUGUGACUGGAGCGCAAAGCUACUGAAAUGCUGUCAUACUGUAUUCCCUAGUGCCCUGUGAGACUGUGCCAAGUCAUCAGCAGAAAUGGUAGCAAACUCAGACUGAGCCUGCCAGUGUCUGUAGUGGCUUAUUUCUCAUCAGAAAAACAAAAGAAUGUUUCUCCCUCAGGGGAUCUUUUCUACUCAGUUUCAUCUCUUAAAAAAGAAACAAAUACGCAGCUGGUAAGUUUGGAUCAGUGACUGAAAGACAAAGGAGAUUGUGUUAUCAGUAUUCCUCUUGUCCUUGUAAGAAACAGAGCAAAUACAUGUUUGUAUUAAACUGUGAACUGAAUUAACAGGACUUUGUUUGCAGACUUUGUGGAAUUGUUACUGACAGGGUGGUGACUAUUUUGUGGUUCAAGAACAUCACAGAUGUGGAUUAUUUAACUUACCUCAUUGUGUUAC